Molecule: messenger RNA, 2981 nt
Organism: Sapajus apella (tufted capuchin)
Lineage: Eukaryota; Metazoa; Chordata; Mammalia; Primates; Cebidae
Gene: PTGDR
Product: prostaglandin D2 receptor
Exons: 2
Coding region: 154-1233 (359 amino acids)
Biological process (GO): inflammatory response; positive regulation of cytosolic calcium ion concentration; G protein-coupled receptor signaling pathway
Cellular component (GO): plasma membrane
Molecular function (GO): prostaglandin D receptor activity
Source: RefSeq, a predicted model, not a curated record
ACCCCACCGCCCUCGGAGCUUUCCCUGCGGCGCAGCCUCUCCGCCAGAGCCGCGGGUGUGCGGAGCAGCCGGGGGCUCCUCAGCACCCAGGCGCCAGGGCCCUCGCCCUUGCCCUUCCGCAGCCUUGACUCCAGCCCUCCGCUCCCGCAAGUCAUGAGGUUGCCCUUCUACCGCUGCCAGAACACCACCUCGGUGGAAAAGGGCAACUCGGCGACGAUGAGCGGGGUGCUCUUCAGCACCGGCCUCCUGGGCAACCUGCUGGCCCUGGGGCUGCUGGCGCGCUCUGGGCUGGGGUGGUGCCCACCGCGUCCACCGCGCCCGCCGCCCUCGGUCUUCUACGUGCUGGUGUGCGGCCUGACGGUCACCGACUUGCUGGGCAAGUGCCUCCUGAGCCCCGUGGUGCUGGCUGCCUACGCUCAGAACAGGAGCCUGCGGGUGCUUGAGCCUGCAUUGGACAACUCGCUGUGCCAAGCCUUCGCCUUCUUCAUGUCCUUCUUUGGGCUCUCCUCUACACUACAACUCCUGGCCAUGGCACUGGAGUGCUGGCUCUCCCUAGGGCACCCCUUCUUCUACCAACAGCACAUCACCCUGCGCCGGGGAGCGCUGGUGGCCCCGGUGGUGAGCGCCUUCUGCCUGGCUUUCUGCGCUCUACCUUUCGUGGGCUUCGGGAAGUUCGUGCAGUACUGCCCCGGGACCUGGUGCUUUAUCCAGAUGGUCCACGAGGAGGGCUCACUGUCGGUGCUGGGCUACUCCGUGCUCUACUCCAGCCUCAUGGCGCUGCUGGUCCUUGCUACCGUGCUGUGCAACCUGGGCGCCAUGCGCAACCUCUACGAAAUGCACCGGCGGCUGCAGCGGCACCCGCGCUCCUGCACCAGGGACCGCACCAAGCCCCAUGCCAACGGAAGGGAAGCGUCCCCGCAGCCCCUGGAGGAGCUGGAUCACCUCCUGCUGCUGGCGCUCAUGACCGUGCUCUUCACUAUGUGUUCCCUGCCCGUAAUUUAUCGUGCUUACUAUGGAGCAUUUAAGGAUGUCAAGGAGAAAAACAGGACCUCUGAAGAAGCAGAAGACCUCCAGGCCUUGCGUUUUCUAUCUGUGAUUUCAAUUGUGGACCCUUGGAUUUUUAUCAUUUUCAGAGCUCCAGUAUUUCGGAUGUUUUUUCACAAGAUUUUCGUAAGACCUCUUAAGUACAGGAACUGGUGCAGCAAUUCCACUAACAUGGAAUCCAGCCUGUGACAGUGCUUUUCACUCCGUGGUAAGCUGAGGAAUAUAGCACAUUUUCAGUCAAAGAACCAUGAUUUAAAAAAAAAAAAUCUUACAAUUUAAAUCCUUAAAAGUUAUCUCCCAUAACAAAAGCAUGUAUAUGUAUUUUCAAAAGUAUUUGAUAUAUCUUAACAAUGAUUUGUCAUUCAAUAGUCAGGAAGCCCUUCAGUGCAUUUUCAUUUUGUUAUUAACAGCAACUAAAAUUUCAUAUAUUGUAACCAAUGUUAAAAGUCUUAAAAAGCAAUGCUAUUAAUUGUCCCUACAUUUGUACUUGGUGGCCCUAAUUUUUUUAGAGAGGUCUUGAGAUGUUGGUCUUUUAAAAUAUAGUAGAAACACCACGGUUUAUGAUUAUGUGAUGGGGGCGUUCUUAAAAAGGACAAUUUCUUACCCUAUUCAUUUUUGGUGAAACCUCAUUCAUUGAGUUUAUAUCAUCAAUGCCCCUAUUUAGUUCAUCUCUUUGCCAAUUGAUCUAAGCAUAGCCUGAAUUAUGAUGUUCCUCAGAGAAAUGAGGUGGGAAAUAUGACCAUGUCAGGCAGCUGAAGGGGCUUCCCCAGCCACGAUCCGGGAAUACUUGCUGCCUCAUGAGGAGACCUAAAGCUAUAACUAGACACAGAGCAAGAUAUGACUAUAGCCUACAACCCAAAGAAGCAAAAAUUCAUUUUUAUCUUUUGAAGUCCAGUUUCUUUUGUAUUGAGUCAAGGUUGUCAGUAGGAAUCAAACUUUGGGGGUGGGUUGCAAAAUGUUCUUUCAGUUUUUAGAACCUUCAUUUUAUAAAAGGUUUAUCCUAUCGAUGGAUUCCUGGGUGGAAGGAUUUAUGCUUCUUUGAAAACCAGUAUGUGACUUACUGUAGAGCCACGUUCACUGUUUGACUGUGUGGCGCAGUGGGGCAUCUGGCACAGCGAAAAGCCCACACAGGACUUGGUCAGCCUCAGUUGAAGAUGACAAUGGCUAUAACAUCUACCUUAACAGCUACUUAUUACAGCCAUAUUCUGCUUUGUGGAGACAGUAAGACCUUAGGUUCCAAGAUCUACUUCAAAUUACACUUUCAAAACUGGAGCAGGAUAUAGCUGCAAAAGAGCACAACUGAGCACUUUAAUAGCAAUUUAAAAGUUUACAAGGGUCAGCAACAUGAUGACCUAAAGAGAAAAGUGGAGGAAACGCAGCUGCAACUGAAAUGGAGACUCUAAACCCAGCUUGCAGGUAAGAGCUUUCGCCUUUGGUAAAAGAACAGAUCGGAGAGGUUAGAGGGGUUUCAGCACCUCUGGAGUUCCUUUGGAUCCGACACUCUAUCUGGGACUCCGAGAUGCAAAGCCUGCUACAUUUGCAUAGUCUCAAGACUUCUAGCCGGAAGUCCCUUCCAAAGACAAGAGUACUCAUGUUUACUUAUUUCCAACUUAGCGGCAACCUCAUUUGUUUCAACUCUGGUUUUUCUAGUAUCUCAGAGAUAGUAUAAAGCUGGAUACAUGUAUAUAAUUUUUUUGGUAUAGCAAAACUGUGAAAAAGGCAAAUUAGGAAUACAAGAAGUAUAAUUUGACAAUAACAUGAUGAAAAAAAUGUAGUUGUUUUUGAAAUUUCACUUUGGUUUGUAUCUUCUAUGUGUAAGUACAUGUGUGUUUUAUUGUCAGAGGAAGAACAUUUUUGGGGAGGUGUGUUACGAUAAUUGUCCAGUUAAUGUGAAAAGUCUCCAGAUGAAUCAAUAAAUAUAAUUUUGUAAUAUUUUG